GCAACGGACGCUUGAGAGCGGUGCACCGCGUGCCGCCGGAAGUACUUUCCUGGGCGGAAGCUUCUGAGCGCGAUAUAGCGGAAGUGCCUUCGAAUUAGCUCUCUUUGGCCUCGGUGGCAGAAGCGAGAUGACGAAGGGAACGUCCUCGUUUGGAAAGCGUCGGAAUAAGACGCACACGUUGUGCCGCCGCUGUGGCUCUAAGGCCUACCACCUUCAGAAGUCGACCUGUGGUAAAUGUGGCUACCCUGCCAAGAGGAAGAGGAAGUAUAACUGGAGUGCUAAAGCUAAAAGACGAAAUACCACCGGGACUGGUCGAAUGAGGCACCUAAAAAUUGUAUACCGCAGAUUCAGGCAUGGAUUCCGUGAAGGAACAACACCCAAACCCAAGAGGGCAGCUGUUGCAGCAUCCAGUUCAUCUUAAGGAUUUCAAUUAUUAGUCACGCAAUAAAUGUUCUGGCUCUGAAAAACUGUCUGGUGUGCUAAGGUAUUUUUAAUAGGCUUGUAUCGAUGAUUUGUAUAGGUUUGUGAAUGGGACAGCUUAAAAUCAGAUUUACUUGUUAAGUGGCUGUUUUGGAACAGUAACUUUUGAACUGGGUUGUGAUACUGCUUAAGAGGACAAGGAACAAGCAGAAUUCCAGGAUUCCUUCAAGCAGACAACACUGGCAUAUGAUGUGAAGAAUAUAGUGAAUUUACAUGGUACAAUUCUUAGUACAACACAUGGAUAUUUAAAAUGUUAGAGUGAGUGAAAGAGCAUAACUUCAUUUCUUUUAGGAACAUCUAUGGUCUUUGGGGAGUGGUUAUCAGUCGUUACGAUAGGCUUUGGAGUACCGGUGAGAACGUGAAGGUUAGGAGUUAAAUGAACUCUAUUUUAGAAAGGUGAUUUUUUUCUUUUUUCUUAAAAUGUUUACUGGAGUAUAGUUGGUUUACAAUAUUGCGUUAGUUUCUGGUGUAUAGCAAAGUGAUGCAGCUAUACAUACACUUUUUCAGAUUUUUGGAAAGGUGAUCUUAACUGUUGCUUGGCACCUAGGUUAUAGGCUGUGCAUGCCAUUUAAGGUGGUCAGCUAAGUGAAAAACCAAAGCAACCUGCUCAGUGUGAGUCAACAACAAAAUAUGGAAGAAAGUUUGUAGGGCCACGGGCAAAUACGGUGGAUUGAGUAGAAUGUAAAGGAAGGCCAAGUAUAAACUUAUAUUUGUAGGCUAAAGGCAAUGAUAAAUAGAUCCCUGGAAUUAUUUUAACCCUUAGCUGGGUGAUCAUUGAUUUUCGGUGCUCUGAAUUUUUUUGCCUUGCUUUCCCAGUUCUAGUGUUACUGCCAUUUGAAGUGAAGACAAGGCUGACUUUGUUGGACUGCUGAAUGAGAGAGUAGAACAUUAAUUAAACAGCAUAAGUGUUGGAACAACUGGCAUAAAAUAGCAGUGUGGCCAAGCUGUGCUCUCCUACCUUUUAGCUUCCCAUUGUAUUAAGUAUAACGUCCUUAACCUGACCUUGAAGGGGUCUUCAUGAUCAUCACUGCCUCAACAAUCUUACCUUUAGAAUGCAUUCCCAAAAUUCUAGCUAAUUCCUUUCCUCCCGCUUUUUUCCUAACUCAUCCUUCAGGUCUUAGCUUACAUUUAACUUCUACAGAAGCCACUGCUGAUCUAAAUCUACAUUGGGCUUCCUCCCAAUAUGUGAGACUCAACAUAAUGACUCGGUACUCUGUACUUUAGGGAUGCAUAAUUGAGAGCAUGGUUCCUGGAUCCAGCUGACAUGUGAUUUUACUGCUGUGCCUGUGCCGCAGUUGUAAGCUGGAGGUCUUAACAUUAUGGGCUUCCGAGUUCAGUGAGUGAAGGUGCUUCUACAGUGGCUGCGGCCUAAAGUUGGUAUAGUAGGUUCAAGUUUAUGAAAUUGCUUUUGACCUACAAAAAUAGUGGUUUUAAUAUAUUUUGGCUUCAGAGUACUGAAAUAAUCUAACUUGGUGUUAAGAUCUUUCUGAAAUCUUCCAGUGUUAACUAAUGGUUGACUCCUGAGUGAUGGAGAGGCCCAUUAAGAUAGGUAAUGCCCAGGAUGGAAUAAAUAUUAGGCCUUGAGGUGAAUGGGCACUGACCUGAAGACGUGGAAUUUCUAAAUCCUGGGCCAGAAAACAAUUGGCACAAAGGGGUUGUGAGAGAGGUGGGCAGUGAUGCAUUAAGAAAGGCCUGUGUAUUUGAGGGUAAGGGGAGCUUAUCUCUUGUUUGCCAGUGCCUGUGACCGUUGACAGACAGGUUGGGUUUCAGUGGGAGAUUGUCUGAUGCAAUGGUAAGUAUCUCCAUAGAUCGUAGGUGGCUCACAGACCAAUUGAGGCUGCUCCAAUCACAGGUAAAAUUAAUUUUAAGGCUCAGGGAGCAGCAGUGGGAGGGAGACGGAGCUGGGUUAACACAUUCAGUAUAGAAUGCAAUCAGGUGGAUUCAGUUCAUUGAAUACUAGUUUGCAGGAAGUUCACAUCUGACGUAUCUCAUGUCCUGAGGGUCAGAGUUGGUUUGGACAGUGGGCCUCAAUCUGACAAAAGAUGCCUAGGGCCAAUGCCACAACUAAGGAAUUUGUGUUUCUUGGGCAGAGGAUACUCAGGACCAGAUGGGUGUCACCAAAGGGUAUCUGAAGUGAGACCCAGGAACAUGUCUUAAUGUUUUGUGUGUUUACUUGGCCUUUCAAUCACAGAUACUGUGGUUUGUCAGGUCUAGAGAAGGUGAGGGGGUUGGUAAGAAUCUAGAGGGGUGAGGAUCAGAUGUGGAAGGUCUUGAGUAUUAUACUAAGGAGUUUGGACUUUAGCUUGGAGCAAUGAUAAAUCAUUGGAAGGUUUUAAGCACACACAAUGGCAUGAUUAGUUAUCAUUAGCAAGAUUAAUAUGGUGAUGGGAGGUGAUGGUAUGGAUGUGAUACGUUUUGAAGCUGGAAAAGCAGGCAACAGGUUCUUAAAUAGUCUGAAAAUCGUGAGGUUGUGGACUAAGGUAGCAGUGGGGCUGGCUGUAGGGGGGAUGUCUCUACUGAGAACAUGUAAAACUUGAAUCAAAGGGAGUAGCUUCCAAGCCCCCUCUUCUGUAUCAGGCUGUGUGAGGCUUCCAUGAGAUCACAUGUAUAAAAAUAUAGCGGGACUUCCCUGGUGGUCGAGUCGUUAAGACUCCAUGCUCUCAAUUCAGGGGGACUGGGUUCAAUCCCUGGUCAGGGAACUAAGAUCCCACAUACUGCAACUAAGCCCGCGAGCCGCACCGGAGACCCAGAGCAGUCAAAAAUGAAUAAAAAAAUAAUAAUAACUUAAAAAACAGCAUUGUGUCUAGUGCGGUAGGCCUCAGAAAUAUUGGAGGUAGGAGUCUUGGAUGUUUUGGACUAGGGGGCAAGGAGGUGGUGCAUUCACUGGGAGGGAAUAUAGGGUGGAGGCAACAAGGGGGAAAAUUAGAGUUAGGUUUUGUUGCCUGUGCGAUACCAAGAGGAAGUACAUGGGAAGACGUGAGUAAGCCUGGUGGCCGUUGAAGUGUAAAGCCUGGGCUAGAGGUCUGCAUUUGGAAGUAAUGAACAGAGAGUUGUGAAAGGGAACUGAUUUUAGGGGUUAAAAUGGUGAAGGUAAUUUAAAUGGAGGUAUGAGGUGAUGGUGAGACCUGGUAGGCAUUUGGAAAUGAUGAGAAAAAAAGGACUUCCUUUUUUCUUUUUCUCUCUUUUUUUAAGGACUCAGUUUCUUGACUGAUGAACUUCAGUAAACCAUCCUUGACUCAGUAAUGGUUGAAACCAUUUGAAAAUACAGAUACUUAGAAAGAAAAGACAAUUUGGAGAGGCUCAAGGAAAGAUUUGGGGAGAUGUCCAUAGGAGACACGAGGGGAGAGAGUGGUUCAUUAAUUUGUUCAACAUAAUACAUAUGAUGAUGCUACUAUGUGCUAGGCAAUGUUAGAGAUACAGUGGGAGCAACAACUGACAUGGUUGAAGUUGACAGUUGACUCUAGUGGUUGCAGAAGUAGCCCAGGAAGUAGGAUAGGGUUGAAACCAAGUAUUGUAUGUGGCUGAAGCCAAGGAGGAAAAGAUUUUAAAAUUAAAAAAACCUUCCAGGAUUUGCAAAAUUUAGGUUAGUGUUUACUUCCAUAAACUUUGUUUCAAUAGAGCAGCAAGAACAAAGCCAACUUGCUAGAGGUUCAGGGGAGAUUGGGCAAGGAAAAACUGAGAGUUUAAAAUUAAAUAUACUUCUGGAAGAACCUAGAUGUUCUAUGAUUCCCUUUCAUUUCUGUUGAUACAGUGCCACUUAUGAACCAGAUCUAGUGACCUCUAUGUGCCAGAAGCAGGUCUAGGCCAAGGAGAUACAAGUGGAAAACAAGGCAGACAAGGGUCCUUGUCUGACAAAGAUUUCAAUAGCAUGUGUGUGUGUGUUGGGGGUUGACAGACCUAGAACAGGUAAGCAAUUUCGGGUAGUGAUAAGUGCUGUGAAGACAAAGAUAUAAAGAGUGUGAUAGAGUGGGAGUGGAGGAACCUUUAGAAAGGUGGUUAAGCAAGUUAAAUUAUGGGAAUUCUGUGGCGGUCCAGUGGUUAGGACUCUUCACUGCUGAGGGCCCGGGUUCAAUCCUUGGUCAGGGAACUAAGAUCCCAACCCUAACUUUUACCAAGUUAAAUGAUAAGGAGCUUUCUCUUUCUUAUUCGUACUACAUAUGGAUUGUAUUUCAUUCUUUUGUUGGUUUUUUUUUUUUCCUCAAAACAAAAG
Globicephala melas (long-finned pilot whale) is the source of this 4690-nucleotide messenger RNA. RefSeq names its product ribosomal protein L37 (gene RPL37). Gene Ontology annotation, cellular component: ribosome; cytosolic large ribosomal subunit. The record is from RefSeq and is a predicted model, not a curated record. NCBI's taxonomy places the organism in Eukaryota, Metazoa, Chordata, Mammalia, Artiodactyla, Delphinidae. Gene Ontology annotation, biological process: translation. Gene Ontology annotation, molecular function: structural constituent of ribosome; RNA binding.